Molecule: messenger RNA, 1482 nt
Organism: Cyphellophora attinorum
Lineage: Eukaryota; Fungi; Ascomycota; Eurotiomycetes; Chaetothyriales; Cyphellophoraceae
Product: Trichodiene oxygenase
Exons: 2
Coding region: 1-1482 (493 amino acids)
Molecular function (GO): monooxygenase activity; heme binding; oxidoreductase activity, acting on paired donors, with incorporation or reduction of molecular oxygen
Source: RefSeq, a predicted model, not a curated record
AUGUUCCUGCUUGUGCUUGCUGCGUUUAGCGUGUACCUGUUGUCUCUUGCGGUGCAGAGGCUCUUUCUUUCUCCUAUCGCGAAGUUCCCUGGACCGAAGCUUGCGGCACUCACAAGAUGGUACGAAUUCUACUACGAAGUCGUGUUGCGCGGCCAGUUCACUUUCCAUGUCGGCGAAUUGCACAAGACAUAUGGUCCGAUUGUGAGAAUCAACCCAUAUGAGCUGCACAUCGCAGAUUCAGAGUUCUGGGACACGCUGUACGGCGUUGGCAGGGUUGAUAAGUAUGACUACUUCAUCAAUCGCCAGAACAUACCACGAUCCAUCUUUGCAACGCCGGACCACAAUCUGCACAAAUUGCGUAAGGCACCGCUUCAGCCUCUCUUCUCGAAGAAGCGGAUCUCGGACUUUCAGCCGGUCAUCCGCGAGAAGCUCGCCAUCUUAUGCAGCAAGAUCGACCAAUUUGUGCAAAGCGGCCGCCCAUUCGCACUCAAUCGAGCAUGCACUGCCUUCUCUGGCGAUGUCAUCACCACGUACGUGUUUGGCCAAGCGUAUGACCACCUGCAGUCGCCGGACUUCAAGGAGACCUUUCAGGAGCCCUUCAUGGCAGCCUCGGAAUCUGGACAUGUGGCCCUGCAGUUCAAAUGGCUCUACCCGUUGCUGGAGUCAUUGCCUGAGUGGCUGGUCUUUAAGAUGGAGCCCCGGAUGUUUUUGAUCCUGCAGCUUGCCAAGGACUUCGAUGCUGAGCUGAAGGCAAUCCGUGAUGGCACCGCAAAGGAGAACCUGGAUCAUCCUACAGUACUAUACGAGUUGAUGCGUGCAGACUUGCCUGCCGAGGAGAAGCGGUUGGGCCGACUGAACGAAGAGGCGCAGCUUCUGGUAGCGGCUGGGCUCACGACAACUGCUUGGGCGUUGUCUGUCGCUUCCUUCCGUGUGAUUCGCUCGCCAGCGAUGGCAAAGAAACUCCGAGAUGAGCUUGCAGCUUUUCCGGAGGACUUAAGGUGGGCCGACAUCGAAAACCUGCCGUACCUCAAUGCCUGUAUUCGGGAAGGUCUGAGACUCUCCUACGGGGUAACUGCGCGCAGUCCUCGACUUUGGGACCGUCCGAUCGAGUAUCGCGGCUGGACGGUACCUGCACGCACACCCGUCAGCUUGACCAUCGUUGACCACAAUCACAACGAGGAGAUCUUCCCCGACUCCCACAAGUUCGACCCCGAAAGAUGGCUUUCCGGUAACGAGCUCAACAAGAAGAUGGACAAGUGGUGGUUUCCAUUUGCCAAAGGUAGUAGAUCCUGCUUGGGAGUCAACCUUGCAACUGCGGAGCUGCAUAUGUGUCUGGCAACACUAUUCAAGCGGUACGACUUUGAGCUGUUUGAGACAGAUGAGUCGGAUGUCGAGCUGGCGCACGACUUCUUCCUGCCAAGUGCAAAGCUAGAUUCGAAGGGCGUAAGGGUUAAGGUGAAGUUUGCAGAGUCGUCCACGUAG